AUGAAUGCCCCGAUAAAUAAUGAACCAAUAUACUGGGCCUGGAAGUGCGAAAAAUGUGGGCGCUGGUGUGCUGCUAUUAAUGAGGAUUUCUGUAUCUGCGGUCACUUUAAGCCACGGCCUAAUUAUAAAACCCCGGAGAUUCAGAAACAACCUCAACUACCCACGUUUCGAGAUGCAUUCCCUAUGCCAAAAAGCUUCCCUAGGUAUGAUUCUGGGCCUAUAGGGAGCACUCUAGCGAAUCGGAACAUUUUUGGUGGAUAUGAUGUCCCCCCUGGACGAGAUAGUCUCACUUCGAAAGACUUCCCUCAACGAAGUGCUGUCAUUGUCACUCCACCAAAUCCCUUGCGAAUAUCAUCACUUCUAAAUGAAGAAGAUACCACUUCCGGAUACAAUGCCCCCACUAUAAAGGAUAGGCGUUUUGACCAAUAUGCAAUCGUCAGCGAAUUCACCACACCCAGUGGAGCUUCUACGACCAGCGAACCUGGACGCUCAAUUGACACAGCUUUCCAAAAUAAUUCUAUCCAGUAUGAUACUACUUCCGAGACAAAUGACGCUUCCUCGGCACGGUUCACUGCCCUUAACCAAAGAAAGUCCUAUCAGGGCAACUCGGAAGCCAGUUGGCCCACUUCGACCAAAGAAAACGGCUAUUAA
This is a messenger RNA of Daldinia loculata, 651 nucleotides long. RefSeq lists its product as uncharacterized. The record is from RefSeq and is a predicted model, not a curated record. The coding region runs from base 1 to 651 and encodes 216 amino acids. The transcript has a single exon. NCBI's taxonomy places the organism in Eukaryota, Fungi, Ascomycota, Sordariomycetes, Xylariales, Hypoxylaceae.